AGGAGCCAGAGAUCUCUCAUCUAGGAUACUGGUUCUCGUUCACUUGAAAAAUGGCGGACAUCACGCCGCUGCGGGUGGGUUUCGUACAUCCUGAUCUCGGUAUCGGUGGAGCCGAGAAGCUCAUUGUCGAUGCUGCAGUCUCCCUGCAAGACCGAGGACACGAGGUUGUCAUCUUCACCUCGAGACACGAUCCGAAGCGAUGUUUCGAAGAGACGAGAAACGGUACCCUCAAAGUCCACGUUCUUGGGGAUAGCAUUGUGCCCCGUACAAUUCUCAACUCGCUACACAUCGUCUGCGCGAGCUUGCGUCAGAUCCACCUCUCUCUCCUUCUACUGGCGUCCAUCUACCUACCUUUCCGGAUUCCUUUCAUCUCACCACUAUCUCCUCUGGAGUCCUUCGACGUCUUCAUUGUGGAUCAGUUGUCCGUAUGCGUGCCGAUUCUUCGGUGGUUCGGUCAGACGAGAGUCGUUUUCUACUGUCAUUUUCCCGACAAGCUGUUGGCAGGCGGAAGAGAGGUCGAGGUCGAUAAUGUCGGGAGGAGCGAUAUGAAUCCUAGGGAAGCGAAGAAGAAGGAGUCCAAGAAGGCUCCGGGAUUGUUGAAGCGGCUGUAUCGUCUCCCGUUCGAUAAGAUGGAGGAAGCAACGACCGGCGAAUCGGAUAUCGUGCUGGCCAACUCUUCCUUCACCGCGAGGGUGUACGAUCGAGCGUUCCCUACCUUGAAACAGAAGCCUCGAGUCGUCUACCCUUGCAUCAAGGUGGAACAAUACGUCGGUCUGGAUCCUGCUGAGACAAACAACGAUAAGAACGUGCAGAUGAUCCGAUCGGACAAGGCGACUUUUGUCUCGCUCAAUCGGUUCGAGGCCAAGAAGAAUAUAGAGCUAGCGUUGGAAGCGUUCAGCUUGGUCAAGAAAGAUCGCCCAAACGGCUCAAUGCGUCUGGUAGUAGCAGGAGGAUACGACAAAGCCCUGAAAGACAACAUCGACACGUACGCCCGGCUGACGAAGUUCUGCGAUGACUCUGGAUUGCGAUACGUGACGAUCCGACCUGAAGAUGGCGAUUCAACUCCGACGUCGACCGAGGUGAACAAAGCCGAGGUCGUGUUCCUGCUGAACUUUACGGACGGACAAAGAGCCUCUCUUCUCACGGCGGAUUCCUCAAUCGCGCUCCUCUACACACCGGAGAAUGAACACUUUGGCAUCGUGCCGGUCGAAGCGAUGGCUUGCGGUCUUCCGGUCCUAGGCGUGAACAGUGGUGGACCUACCGAGACGGUCGUGGACACGGAUGCUGAGCUUUCAGGCGAAGGAGCGACCGGGUUGUUGAGGCGACCAGAGGCAGAUCAAUGGGCCAGGGCAAUGUCAACCUUGUUUGACCUCUCGCCUGACGACCGAGCACGAAUCGCUCGAGCUGGCAAAGAGAGGGUCCGGAAGAACUUUUCUUCGGAGAAAUUAGGAGAAGAGAUGGAGUUGGCUUGUUACGAAGCGGUGUCGAGAGGGACGGUUGGGUUGGAGGAACAAUGUCUCCUUCUCGUCGGUGCGCUGGGCCUCGCCUGGAUCAUGGCAGCCAUCGCAGUGUUGUUCAGCCAGAUCCCGGCGUCUUACUUUCAAUAGACUCGCGAUGGAUGACUGAAUGGCUUGAAGGCACAGAGAUCCCGACAUGAAACAUUCGAGUUCUAGCAUCUGGAUCGUCAAGGUCCGAUGCCUGAAGAUGCUCGUUGGCCUCGAUCGCGAAAGUGAGAUGGACCUGGUUCGGGAGCAGAGUUUUGCCCGGGACGCGAGACAAUUCAGGGACGUGAUUGAAGCCACUUUCCACUUUGGGUCGAACGAAAGAAAUUCUAGGGUGGUGACAUUUUUCUUAGCGUGGUGAUUUUUCUCUACGGUGGUGAUCAAAGUGUGGGGUAAUAGGUGGAAACAAGAAUGUCGUUCGGCGCCAAUUCUCUCGCGAUAUUUUCCCACGCGUAAAGACAAUUGUAUAAAAAAAC
Filobasidium floriforme is the source of this 1978-nucleotide messenger RNA. Its product is annotated as putative glycolipid mannosyltransferase. Gene Ontology annotation, molecular function: GDP-Man:Man(1)GlcNAc(2)-PP-Dol alpha-1,3-mannosyltransferase activity; alpha-1,3-mannosyltransferase activity. NCBI's taxonomy places the organism in Eukaryota, Fungi, Basidiomycota, Tremellomycetes, Filobasidiales, Filobasidiaceae. The transcript is spliced from 6 exons. Bases 51 to 1607 code for a protein of 518 amino acids. The record is from RefSeq and is a predicted model, not a curated record.